Penicillium canescens is the source of this 354-nucleotide messenger RNA. RefSeq lists its product as uncharacterized. The transcript has 3 exons. Bases 1 to 354 code for a protein of 117 amino acids. NCBI's taxonomy places the organism in Eukaryota, Fungi, Ascomycota, Eurotiomycetes, Eurotiales, Aspergillaceae. The record is from RefSeq and is a predicted model, not a curated record.
AUGCCUAAAGUGGUCUGGACAGCUGAGGCUGAUGCCCAGCUUUUGCUGCUGGUCCUCGACCAGCUGAAAGACGCGAAUUUCGUCCUUGACACUGAACAGCUUGCUGCCGGCAUGGGCCCCGAGUUUAACAAGCGUGGCAUUCAGUACCGUCUCAAUGCCCUGCGAAAGCAGGACAAGGAACAGCCUUCCCCUACUAAGGGUGGCUUCACUCCCAUCAACUCGCCGGUCAAGCGCAAGGCCGGGCGCCCUCCUCGCACUCCUGCCAAGAAGCAGAAGAACCAGAACAAUGAUGAUGAGGCUGAUGACGAGUUGCUCGGUGUUGUCGUCCAGGGUGAUCACCAUGGUGGUAACUAG